CGUUGCUCAUACGCAAGCAUACAAAAAGCGUUCAGUUCCAAAAGCUUCUGCUAUUUUGCUGAUUCUGCAACCACAAUCAACUCUUCAAAGAUGAGAUUCAUUCUUAUUAUUUUGCUGCUCAUCAAUCUACUAGAAGCCCAGAAAAGGCCACAGCUUGUUCGAUGUGAAUUACCUUGCGUGAAAAAGUGUAAAUCGAUAACUGAGCAGGCCCGCCCUAUCUGCAUCAAGCAUAAAGGAAAGGAAGAAUGUAAAUGCCUCGUAAACAAUUUGUAGAAGGUUCUUCAAUGAUGCAUUAAAUAAAGGAUUUUCACAUA
Cylicocyclus nassatus is the source of this 314-nucleotide messenger RNA. NCBI's taxonomy places the organism in Eukaryota, Metazoa, Nematoda, Chromadorea, Rhabditida, Strongylidae. The record is from the annotation of a GenBank genome assembly.